AUGCCUGUGACGAAUUUCUCCACUGAGGAGAAGUACGAGUAUCUCAAUGGAUUUGGGUCCCUUCAUGAAUCAGAAGCGAUCAAAGGGGCUCUUCCUAUCGGUGCCAAUUCUCCACAAAAAGCGCCGUAUGGCCUGUACGCCGAGAAGCUAUCCGGCACUGCGUUCACAGCACCUCGUCAUGAAAACCUCCAGACUUGGCUUUACCGUAUUAUUCCAGCUGCCUCACACUCUACAUUUGAGCCGUUAAAGCAAAACAGACCUGACUCUGGAGGCAAACUUCACCAAAUCCCGAAUCAGUUGCGAUGGGAUCCGUUUGACAUCAACAAUGAGACAGAUUGGAUCAGCGGCCUCCGACCAGUCGGUGGCGCCGGGGAUCCUAGCAUGAAAACGGGUCUCGGAAUUUUCAUUUUUGCUGCUGGUCGAAGCAUGGAUUCCAACAUGGCCAUGUAUUCUUCUGACGGAGAUAUGUUGAUCGUUCUCCAGCACGGUGUGCUUGAUAUCAAGACCGAGCUAGGCAACCUACUAGUCCGGCCCAACGAGAUUGCCGUUAUCCCACGCGGUAUCAGAUAUCAAGUCAACCUGCCCAAAGGACCGGUCCGAGGAUACAUCCUCGAGCUUUACCAGGGCCAUUUUGUACUCCCAGAAUUAGGCCCUAUCGGUUCCAACUGUUUGGCCAACGCACGAGACUUUCAAGUUCCGACGGCAGCCUUUGAUGAGGAUGCAAGCCAGUGGUCAAUUGUCAACAAGUUCAACGGGGAUUUCUUUAUCGCAACACAGAAUCACACGCCAUUCGAUGUUGUAGCCUGGCAUGGCCAAUACUACCCAUACAAGUAUGAUCUUGGUCGCUUCUCUGUCAUAGGCAGCAUCUCGUUCGAUCACCCAGAUCCGUCUAUCUACACGGUUCUCACCGGUCCAUCGGACCACCCGGGCACAGCUGUGGCUGACUUCGUGAUCUUCCCGCCUCGUUGGCUUGUGCAGGAAGACACCUUCCGCCCUCCAUGGUACCACCGGAACACCAUGUCUGAGUUCAUGGGCCUCAUCUGCGGCGACUAUGACGCAAAGACUGGUGGCGGCUUUCAACCUGCUGGAGCGAGUUUGCAUAACGUCAUGUCUGCCCAUGGCCCUGAUGCUAGCACGUUUGAGCGGGCGUCAAAUGCCGAGUUGAAGCCGCAGAAGAUCGGCGAGGGAAGUAUGGCUUUCAUGUUUGAGAGCUCUCUGAUGAUUGGAGUGACGGACUGGGGCUUGGAGACAUGUCAGAAGGUUCAGAAAGGAUACAGUGAAGAUAGUUGGACGGGACUGGUGUCCCACUUCAAAAGGCUAGAGUAA
Colletotrichum acutatum is the source of this 1326-nucleotide messenger RNA. RefSeq names its product homogentisate 1,2-dioxygenase. The record is from RefSeq and is a predicted model, not a curated record. The coding region runs from base 1 to 1326 and encodes 441 amino acids. NCBI's taxonomy places the organism in Eukaryota, Fungi, Ascomycota, Sordariomycetes, Glomerellales, Glomerellaceae. Gene Ontology annotation, cellular component: cytoplasm. Gene Ontology annotation, molecular function: homogentisate 1,2-dioxygenase activity. Gene Ontology annotation, biological process: L-phenylalanine catabolic process. The transcript has 2 exons.